AUGUCCCAAAGCACACCGUACUUCCGACCGGCAACCCACGCCCAAGGACUCGCCAAUUACCCCCACGCUCGAACAGUAACAUCACCCGAUGGCAAGGGCUCAUAUAUCUACGUCUCGGGAACCUCAUCCCGCCGCGGUGACGGGACAUUCGUCGGAGCUACGCCCUCAGAAGACGGCACAAUUACCCUCGACAUCCGACAACAGACUGCUGCCGUGCUAUCCAAUAUCGACGCCAUCAUUCAAGGUGCUUCGGAGGGCAAAGCGAGUAUCCAUGAUGUGAUCGAUGCAACGGUGUUUGUGACCAACAUGAAAGACGACUAUAAGGGCAUGAAUGAGGAGUGGAAUCGUAUUUGGCCGGAUCGUACUACUGCACCGGCGCGAACGACUGUGGAAGUGAGGGCUUUGCCCAGAGAGGAAAUCUUGGUGGAGAUCAAAUGCACUGUUUACUAUGUAUAA
Messenger RNA from Penicillium subrubescens, 456 nucleotides. Its product is annotated as RidA family protein. The record is from RefSeq and is a predicted model, not a curated record. Gene Ontology annotation, cellular component: cytosol; mitochondrion. Bases 1 to 456 code for a protein of 151 amino acids. NCBI's taxonomy places the organism in Eukaryota, Fungi, Ascomycota, Eurotiomycetes, Eurotiales, Aspergillaceae. The transcript has a single exon. Gene Ontology annotation, molecular function: deaminase activity.